This is a messenger RNA of Haemorhous mexicanus (house finch), 6104 nucleotides long. RefSeq names its product dystrobrevin alpha (gene DTNA). The record is from RefSeq and is a predicted model, not a curated record. Gene Ontology annotation, biological process: synaptic signaling. The transcript is spliced from 22 exons. Gene Ontology annotation, molecular function: zinc ion binding. Gene Ontology annotation, cellular component: plasma membrane; synapse. Lineage: Eukaryota; Metazoa; Chordata; Aves; Passeriformes; Fringillidae. The coding region runs from base 362 to 2719 and encodes 785 amino acids.
GGGGGCAGGGUGCCUGCGAUUGGUAAAGCUCCACGAAGGCAUCUGCCAGCAGGACUUAGAGGAAUGUGAAACCAAAUCAUUUAGAAGUUAAAGAUAGACGCAGAAUACACAGCAUCUUGAGCCAAGGUUUAAAUUCAUCCCUCUUCUGCCUGGCUUCUCGCAAAGUUCUGCUUGUCAGCUUGCCUCUGUCUCCUCUAGCAGCUGUAAUAUUCCCUAAAAAAUAACAUCAUUCUGGAUUCCUGGGAAUUACUAAGGUGGCAAAAGAGAUCAUGGUGCAUACAGUGGGGAUCUGAUCUGGGCACUCUGAGGCAGACGAAGCAGGGAACAGAGCAAGCGAUCGGAGGAGCAUCAUUUCUGCGGAAUGAUUGAAGAUUGUGGGAAAAGAGGAAAUACCAUGGCAGAAAGAAGGCAGCUGUUUGCAGAAAUGCGGGCUCAGGAUCUGGAUCGCAUCCGUUUGUCCACCUACCGAACAGCAUGCAAGCUUCGAUUUGUUCAGAAGAAAUGCAACUUGCACCUGGUGGACAUCUGGAAUGUGAUCGAAGCCUUGCGGGAGAACGCCCUGAACAACCUGGACCCCAGCAUCGAACUGAACGUGGCUCGCCUGGAGGCUGUGAUUUCAACCAUCUUCUACCAGCUCAACAAACGGAUGCCCACCACCCACCAGAUCAACGUGGAGCAGUCCAUCAGCUUGCUGCUCAACUUCCUGCUAGCGGCCUUUGAUCCGGAAGGACAUGGUAAAAUUUCCGUUUUUGCUGUCAAAAUGGCUUUGGCAACUCUUUGUGGAGGAAAAAUCAUGGACAAAUUAAGAUAUAUUUUCUCCAUGAUUUCUGACUCCAGCGGGGUGAUGGUUUAUGGCAGGUACGACAUGUUUCUGCGCGAGGUUCUCAAGCUGCCCACCGCUGUCUUCGAGGGGCCUUCCUUUGGUUACACUGAGCAGUCUGCAAAAUCCUGUUUCUCACAGCAGAAAAAAGUCACAUUAAACACUUUCUUGGAUACUCUCAUGUCUGAUCCCCCGCCACAGUGUCUAGUGUGGUUACCACUUCUGCAUCGACUGGCAAAUGUUGAAAAUGUCUUCCACCCCGUCGAGUGUUCCUACUGCCACAGCGAGAGCAUGAUGGGGUUUCGCUACCGCUGCCAGCAGUGUCACAAUUACCAGCUCUGUCAGGACUGCUUCUGGAGGGGCCAUGCCAGCGGUUCCCACAGCAACCAGCACCAAAUGAAAGAGUACACGUCAUGGAAAUCACCUGCUAAGAAGCUAACUAAUGCACUUAGCAAGUCUUUAAGCUGUGCUUCCAGCCGUGAACCUUUGCACCCAAUGUUCCCUGACCAGCCUGAAAAACCUCUAAACCUGGCUCAUAUUGUGCCCCCCCGACCUGUAACCAGCAUGAACGACACACUCUUCUCCCAUUCUGUUCCCUCAGGAAGUCCCUUUGCAAACAGAAGCUCUCCUUCCAAGAAUACUGAAGUAGAGCAGAACAAACUGCUGGCUAGGGCUGCUCCAGCUUUCUUGAAAGGCAAAGGGUUGCAGUACAGCCUGGAUGUUGCAGACAGGCUGGCUGAUGAACACGUGCUCAUCGGGGUCUAUGUCAACAUGCUGCAGAGCAGCCCCGCACGCGUCCUUGACAGUGCAAGUCGGCUGGAUGAAGAACACAAGCUGAUCGCCAGGUACGCAGCAAGGCUGGCAGCAGAAACUUCUUCAUCACAGCCGAGUCAGCAGAGAGGGGCAUCAGAUAUCUCCUUCACCAUUGAUGCAAACAAGCAACAAAGGCAGCUGAUUGCAGAGCUGGAAAAUAAAAACCGAGAAAUCCUGCAGGAGAUUCAGAGGCUGCGACUUGAACAUGAGCAAGCGUCUCAGCCCACACCAGAGAAGGCCCAACAAAAUCCCACUCUCCUUGCAGAGCUGCGGCUCCUGAGGCAGCGGAAGGAUGAGCUGGAACAGAGGAUGUCUGCUCUCCAGGAAAGCAGAAGGGAGCUGAUGGUUCAGUUGGAAGGCCUCAUGAAACUGCUGAAGACGCAGGGGGCCGGCUCCCCACGCUCCUCGCCCAGCCACACCAUCAGCCGGCCCAUUCCCAUGCCCAUCAGGUCUGCCUCUGCCUGCUCCACCCCGACCCACGCACCUCAGGACUCUCUGACCGGGGUGGGAGGUGAUGUGCAGGAAGCCUUUGCACAAAGUGCAAGACGAAACUUAAGAAAUGAUUUGCUGGUGGCAGCAGAUUCAAUCACCAACACCAUGUCUUCUUUGGUAAAAGAACUAAAUUCUGAAGUGGGCAGCGAGACAGAGAGCAAUGUGGAUUCUGAGUUUGGCCGGACUCAUUUUGAUGAUCUGGUUCCCUCCCCAACAUCUGAGAAGGCUUUCCUGGCACAGAUCCACGCCCGGAAGCCAGGAUACAUCCACAGCGCUGCUGCCACCGGCUCCAUCCGCAGUGACAUGGUUACAGAAGAUGGAGACCCCUAUGUCAGAGCAGAUGAUGAAAAUUACGAGAACGACUCUGUCCGCCAGCUGGAGAAUGAACUGAAAAUGGAGGAGUACCUGAAGCAGAAGCUGCAGGAUGAGGCGUACCAGGGAAGCUGCAGUCAGACAGACAAUGAAAGCUACGUAAGAACUGAUGAUGAGGAGAGCUGCUUUCGGACAGACGAUGAAGAAAACUCAGCUGCAAACUUCACAGAAGAGUGGAACCAAGAGGUGCAGCGUCUCUUGACAAAAAAAUCACAUAACUAAGUUCUGAGGACUGUAGCACAGUACUUUUGUUCUAAGAGUUGUAGUUUGUAGAUGUGUGUUUUUUGACAACAAGACUUUUGUUUAAAGCUAACUUAUAUUAGCUACAUCUUCUGUAACAUGGCUCAUUACUGGCGAAGCAAACUGACUGACGCGCGUGCUGCUGUCACACACGGCGGCGCUGUUAAUAACUCACGUGAACCCUUUGCACAUGAUAUUGAACCUGUUCAGUUUACAAUGACAAUACUGUUUAUAGUUAGAAAUUUGAUUUCUGAAUACUUAGAGAUUUUAGUAGAUCAGUUUACUAUACACUGUACAUUUUUUUUUUUCCCCACGGGAGAAAUAAAAAGCGACAAUUAUGCAUUUAACACUGAACGAUGAUACUCCUGAGUGUAUAUAUCUAGUAGCCCAAAAAACAAAGUACCAGACUAUAUUUGCAAUUUGUUUGCAAGUCUUUAAAUUAAGGCUUAUACGAAAUGUACUAAAAUAAUAAUAAUAUAAUUAAUAAUAAUAAAAAACUUCUCUAAUUUAGGGCUAAUGUGUAACUUAGGAAUGUUUCUUUCAAAAUAGUCUAACAAAUCAGCCAUAGAAGUUAGUGUAAAUAUUUUUUUUCCAAAUAGAUAUCAUAUACAAAAGGUGACAUUCAAAUGAUAUAGAAUCUAGUUUUUAAAUCAGCACAGAUCUUCUUAAAACUGUGAACUAUGUUUUGAAAUACUCGUUGCUAAAGCUGUUUAUAAACCACAGGUGCCAUAAGAUCCCUGAACUGACUGAUGUUACGUAUAAUCCUCCAUGGUAUUGUUUCAUUGAUGUUUUAGCUUUAGUAAGCAUGUGUUCAACAAACCAGCUCUUUCCAUCUCUCUGCCCCUCCUCUUCCUCCCCGCCCCCUUCCAUUAUGUUAUUUUCGAGGCCUUCAGCUUUAAAUGUACAGGCUUAAAGUGCGCUUGCAACUGUUUUCUUUUGAUUUCCGAAUGUGUACUGCCUUAGCCAGCCACCAGAUGUUCUGCAUGCCCUCUUGGAAAUGUGUGGUGAGACUCUUUCGGAGCUGGAUGGAGAAAUAGCGAUCAGUGAAAAGCACAAGGAGAGCAGUGGAUUCUUGCGAAAGGACAGGCAUACAGGUACAGAAUUGGAGUUUCGUCCAGUUUAGUAUUUUUCCAGUAUCAAGGCAUUUCAGGAGAAAGAGGACUGACAUGGCCAUUAGGCAGGGUUAGGCAGUGAGGCUGCUGGCUAAAAAGUGUUUGCUCUGCUGUGACUACAAACCUACAGAUACUCCUGAGCGGGCAUUGACACAAACUAGCAUCAACGUGCUCCCCAGAGCACCCUGCUCUGAAACAAAGGUGACACUUCUGUGGCACAUGGCGCUGCUGUGCAAAGGAGCCAGAGCCAGGCCAGGGGCAGCUGGAGCAGCAGCCGGGCAGGGACACCAGGAGGUGUUCCAUGCUGGCCACCUGGCCCUCCUGAGCUGCGCAGGGUUAGCUGGGGGCCGCCUCUGUGCCAAGGUAACUUUACCGCCCUAAUGCAAGACUGGGCUUCCAGUACCUGGCUGACCUGAAGUGACACUGUCUAACAGCCCUGAAAACAGUGGUGUUUCAUACAGAUAUUUCACACCAGCACAGUUUGCCUACAGCAAGUGAUGAGAUACCCAUCUAAAGCAGGUUAACGUGGCUUGUCUGUCCUUGCUUUCAUGGUGACGUGGAUGUGUGCUGCCGUGUUUACAUGAGAUUGCUAUGUAGCUCGACCCAGUAAGUCCACUUGUUUGCAUGCAUUCUCCAGGCUCGUGGCUGUUUCCCUGGGCACUAUGUGUUAGGGAAUGAGUAUCUGUAUGAAAGAGCUGCUGCCAUGUUUCACUUUUCAUAUCAUUUCAUUGUGUAUGCAGAUCUCUUUGUAUAUUCUUGCGUUCCUGGGCUUGCUCUCAGACAUCCAAACACAUACUAAGGGAUCCAGAUAUCUUCAUGUAAGCUUUUCAUUUUGCAAUCACUGGUCUUUGCUCCUGGGUAUGUGCCAUGCUGGCAAGGCAGGCACCAUAUCCUCCACUGUCUCCUCCUCCAACCUCCUCUCAGGAAUGAGUUAGCCUCCACUAGUGCCUAGCACUCCAUGUUUUAAGCUACUCCAGUGAACCUGUAGACAUUGCUGUCAGCUCAGGAUUCCAGGCAAGCAUUUCCUGAACAGGGAGAAAACAAGCUAGAACACAGCUAUGUGCAAUGGCUGAUUAAUUCAACCCAUGUCAUGUUUAACUGUACCCAAAGUAAUAGAUCCCUCUCAUCACCUUAAUGUCUGCGUGCUCAUUGUCACCAUGCUUAAAAUAGAUGCACUUGACUAAAUCCAUUGCAAGAGCUUCCAAACUAGGAGUAAGAACUGAAGUUGACUAAUCAAGCACCUUCUUUUAGGCUGGUGUCAAUAAGAUGAUCCCUUAGGAGUUCUGGGUCCCUUAUGCCCUGGAGCUCUGAGAUGGAGCACCUGUUACUUAGCUCUGCAAAUGUCUAUUUUAAGCAUUUUUCCAACUGUUAAGCUGGCUGCAUUUUCUCCCAGCUGGUCUUUGUCUGUUUGUUGACUAUUAUUUUGGUUGUGGUUUGCGGUCAUUAAAACGAACACAGUUACAGAAGAGGUCCCUGGUGUGGCCUUUUUCUUAAUUACCAAUGGCCCGCCACAACCGUCAGUAGUCCGGGUGGUUUUGCUGUCACUGGAGGAAAACCAGUGGUUUGGAAUCAGGAGACAGGGAUGUGAAGAUGUAUAGGGUCUUUGAAUGUCCAAAGCGAAGGUGGAGAAUGGGUUGUCUGUAAGUAGUGAUGUUAACUAAACUGCAUAAAAAGGUGUGUGGCCUUUGUUGUGAUAUAAUAUGUAUUUUCUUAUAUGCAUGAGCCAAAUUGUUGCAUCAUAAUUUAUCAUAAGUGUGUCCGCCUUUACUUUCAGUCGUCACCUUCUCCCAUUCUUAUUGGUUCUUGGCAAUUACUGUAGAUAGACCUUGUAAAUAUUGCAACCUUGGGUUGCUGUAAUCACACUGGUUCAAUUCAGCAGAUGGAGCUGUGAACAACAAGCACUCCACAGUGUCCUGAAGAACAAAAGGGCAUUUUUACCUUUGAACCAAAAACAAAACAAAAAAAAGUAUGAAGAGUUACAUCUUGAGGCUACUAACUGCAACGCAUUUUUAAAACACUGUACUUGACACCACUUGAGACAGAUACAGAGACACUAAAAAUGUCACAAUAUUCAUUGGUAUUGUAACAGAACUGCUAUUGUAUGGGGUUUUUGUAUUGCUGUUAAGUAUUGUUUUGUGUGUGUGUGUUGGAACCUACUGGGGACAUGUUAUAUUUUGAAGUGAUUAAACUAUUUAAUUGUGUGUCUAUAUUUUGGAAUGGAAUUAUUUCUUCAUUAAAAAGAUUUUUAAAAGGAA